AUGGCUUUAGAAAUUAAAGUAAUACUUAGAGAGCUUUUCUAUGGCUUUUGAGCUUCAAUAAAGGUCCGUCAAUGCAGGAAUUGGGGCGGCAAAUGAUUUGAGGGCAGAGAAAAUAAUGAUUUUGAUCUCUUCAUCCGACGAGACGGGAGAGGUUCGCCUAUAAAAAUGGAUCCAACCUAACAAUAUCUCCGCCGGCCGAGCUGAUGUGAAUCCUCAGCUGUUGGUGGCUGAGUUGUUGCAGUUCGAUAAACCUCAAAAAAACCCACGACGAUGCUCCGGCACGGACCGAAAAUGGUGGCAGUGCUUCUCAGAAACCCUCUCGCCUUUCAAUCCUGCCGCCCUCUUUCUGCUCUCUCAUCCAAUCUCCACGAUAUCCGUCGAAUCAAUUCCAAUCGGGUCCCGCAAACUCUGUGUAGAUUCAAAUUUCCAUUAGGCCGCUUCCAAACUUCAAUGCUGGGAGCUUAUUCUAGGGUUUGGGGAUCUGUUUAUUCCAGAUUAGAGCGUGAGAGAUUUGAUUUCGUUAUGCUUCAGGCGGUUGCGGAUGGGGGUUCUGGAGGCGACGAUGGGUUUAAGGGUUCUGGAGGUGGUGGUAAUGGCGGCGGGGGCGGGGAAAAAAACGGGGGGAAUGGUUGGCCCUUUUUAUCAUGGUA
This is a messenger RNA of Dendrobium catenatum, 650 nucleotides long. RefSeq names its product protein sym-1. Gene Ontology annotation, cellular component: membrane; cytoplasm. NCBI's taxonomy places the organism in Eukaryota, Viridiplantae, Streptophyta, Magnoliopsida, Asparagales, Orchidaceae. The record is from RefSeq and is a predicted model, not a curated record.